Chlorella variabilis is the source of this 722-nucleotide messenger RNA. RefSeq lists its product as hypothetical. The transcript has 4 exons. NCBI's taxonomy places the organism in Eukaryota, Viridiplantae, Chlorophyta, Trebouxiophyceae, Chlorellales, Chlorellaceae. The coding region runs from base 55 to 633 and encodes 192 amino acids. The record is from RefSeq and is a predicted model, not a curated record.
ACAAAAGCAUUGCGAGAGCGCGCAGCCCGUGUGAGCAAAGGCCAUCCCGGUCUCAUGGACAUAAAAUUGACUUUCUGUGUUCACAAGUCGUGUGAGCCGGAGAUCACUGGAACAGCAUUAUCUUGGGAGGAGCAGCUUCAAUACAAGUACAUCCUGGAUGCAGAUGGACUCGGAAGCGUCUUUCGCUCUAAGCACCUUCUCAUCAGUGGAUCCCUUGUUUUCAAGAUUGACACGCCCAUUGCUCAGUUCUGGGCCACCGAAAUCAGGCCAUGGAUUCAUUUUGUGCCUGUGUCUUGGCAUGACCUUGAGGAUGAUCUCCCCCGUAAAGUGAAAUGGGCAAUGGAACACGAUGCAGAAGCGCAGCGCAUCAUGCUCAAUGGUCAUCGCUGGGUGAUGACACAUUUGACUGAUGCCAAUGUGGCCUGGUUUCAGGAGCAGGCUCUGAAUGCUAUUGCGCAGCGCCAGGCGGAGGAGUUCCCUCCCAUCCCCGGAGCCGCCAAGUUUUGCUGCAAUCAUUUGGAAGGCGCAGAUCCUCAUUAUCGCAGCAAAUGUAUUGAAUAUGCUCCACAACAUAUGCUGACCUGCGACACACAACCCAAUGCUUUCAAAAUCGCUUGCACUGGAACUUCAUGAAAAUGCUGGUUUGAUAUGGGCCCUAAUCGUGCAUCUAUUGAUAAUCAAAGAAUGUCUGACGGUAUGCAUGCUGUAAACACAAAAAAAUC